AUGUCUGGUGUUCAACCUGUUGCCGUCUAUGCGCUCAAGGUGCCUGCUGGAGGUGCCCUCAUUCCCGCAGUGCCCGAUGCUGCGGCCAUGUUCCGUGUGAGCAUGGCUGCCAUCGAUCCUGACGAGGAACCUGACUUCGAUGGACACGAUACCAACCAGCGCCCCAGAGCCACCCUCAGGAUCGUGCGCGCUCCCCCCGGACUGGACCUUGAGGACGACUCGGACGAGGACUACGAGGAUGUGGACUCUGAUGAAGAUUCUGAUGAUGAGGAAGUCAAUGGCGGUCCCAGUGACAAGGAGAAGGCUCGCAAGCUCAAGGAGCUUGCCGCUCUUAAGGAAAUGGAGGAAGCCAUGGACGAAGAUGACGAGGACGAGGAUGACGAGGAUGGAGAUUUCGACCUGCAGGCUGCUAUCUCUAAGCUCGUCAAGGGCAAGGGCCCUGCUAAUGAUGACGACGAGGACGACGAGGACGAUGAGGGCCUGGAACUCGAUGAGAUGGUCGUCUGUACCUUGGAUACCGAGAAGAACCUCCAGCAGCCUUUGGACAUCACCGUCUCUGAGGAUGAGCGUGUUUUCUUCAAGGUCACCGGUACCCACACUGUUUACCUGACCGGAAACUACGUCAUGCCCACCGACGAGGGCCGUCAUUUCCACGAUGAGGAUGAAGAAGAUGAGGAAGACUAUGACCUUUCCCCCGACGAGGAUGAGUUGGAUCUUGAGGCCCUCAUGGGCGAAGACGAUGAGAGCGAUGACCUUGAUGACCUCGAGAACCCCAGAAUCACCGAGGUUGACAGCGAGGAGGAAGCCCCCAAGCUUGUUGACACCAAGGGAAAGAACAAGCGCUCUGCCCCCGCCGAUGAGGAGAAGCCUGCCAAGCAGGCCAACGGUGAGGAAACCUUGAGCAAGAAGCAGCAGAAGAAGCUUAAGAAGAACAACGGUGACGCUGCUGCUGUUGAGAAGAAGGAGGCCAAGGAAGGAAAGGAGGCCAAGAAGGUCCAGUUCGCCAAGAACCUUGAGCAGGGCCCUACCCCCUCCGGCCAGGACAAGAAGCCCGCCGAGCAGACCACUGGCACCCUUGGUGUCAAGGAGAUUAAGGGCGUCAAGAUUGAUGACAAGAAGCUUGGAAAGGGACCUGCCGCCAAGGCCGGUAACACUGUUGCCAUGAGAUACAUUGGAAAGCUUGAGGACGGCAAAGUCUUCGAUGCCAACAAGAAGGGCAAGCCUUUCAGCUUCAAGCUCGGCAAGGGCGAGGUGAUCAAGGGCUGGGACAUUGGUGUUGCUGGUAUGGCCGUUGGUGGUGAGCGUCGCAUUUCGAUCCCUCCUCAUCUGGCCUAUGGCAAGAAGGCUCUCCCCGGCAUCCCGGGCAACUCUAAGUUGAUCUUCGAUGUCAAGCUUCUUGAGAUCAAAUAG
This is a messenger RNA of Aspergillus nomiae NRRL 13137, 1410 nucleotides long. Its product is annotated as FKBP-type peptidyl-prolyl cis-trans isomerase. The transcript has 4 exons. Gene Ontology annotation, molecular function: peptidyl-prolyl cis-trans isomerase activity; macrolide binding. NCBI's taxonomy places the organism in Eukaryota, Fungi, Ascomycota, Eurotiomycetes, Eurotiales, Aspergillaceae. Gene Ontology annotation, cellular component: nucleolus; chromatin. The record is from RefSeq and is a predicted model, not a curated record. The coding region runs from base 1 to 1410 and encodes 469 amino acids.